AUGGCCGCGUUCCACCUUUUUCCCCGCCUCCCCUUUGAGCUUCGUGCUCGCAUCUGGGAGCUGACAGUCGAGCCGCGUACUGUCGAGGUCCGCGUAAAGAAAGAUAACAGUCUAUGGGGCGAGGGCGAGAUUCUGCAUGUAACCUCGUCAACACCAGUGCCUGCGGUCCUCCAGGCCUGUCACGAAGCCCGAAACCUAAGACUGUACCAGCAGGCCUUCAACUUCUCCUCGGCAGUUGAGCCGCGGUACGUCUGGGUCAACUUUGAUAUUGACAUGAUCUCAAUUGGGGACACUGGUUUCGACAUUAAUGAACCGGCUGAACAACUGCUGAUUCGCCGGCUUACCUUUGAGCGCGAGAAUCUCGACUGUACUUUCUACCCUCGGUCCCUCGAGCUAGAAAAGUUUUCUAAUCUGGAGGAAAUCCAUGUCAUCUAUAACGAAGGCAUGAUGGCAUUUCAGGACGCCUACGAAUAUAUUCCCUGGCCAUGUCCAAAACAGAAUCUGAAGAUCUUUGGUAAAAAAGUCGGGCUGAUAGCGGUUGGCGAAGAUAUGGAUGAGAUGGCGGAAACUCAUUUGGCCGCCUUUCCCGACUACCAGCGGCAGAUCGAACCGCGAUCCGGCGCCGAGCUGCCCUGA
Messenger RNA from Aspergillus pseudoviridinutans, 636 nucleotides. RefSeq names its product 2EXR domain-containing protein. NCBI's taxonomy places the organism in Eukaryota, Fungi, Ascomycota, Eurotiomycetes, Eurotiales, Aspergillaceae. The record is from RefSeq and is a predicted model, not a curated record. The transcript has a single exon. Bases 1 to 636 code for a protein of 211 amino acids.